CAAGAACAGAUCAUAGCAUUAUUUUAUCACCUAUACCUUUCUCUAAGAAAAAAAAAAAGAAAUAAUUUCUUGUCUCCUAUCAGCUCCUUUCAUCAAUAUAGACUUGGAUGGCCUCAGUUCAUCAUCAAGUACCCACCACAAGAGCCUUUUCCUCUCUCCCUCCUCUCUCUCUCUCUCUCUCUCUCUCUCUCUCUAUCCAAAGAAAAACCAGAGACGUCAAGAACCAUGAGACCCAACAAAAACCAAUCUCCCAUUAACAUCAAGAUCAUCACCCUCAGUUUAUUCUUUCUUCUCUUCCUUGUGCUGGUAGCUUGGUCAAGCUUCUCAUCUCCGAGAUCAAAUCCAUCCCCCAAAGCAGAAAAUGAUGACCUAACAAACCCAUCAUCAAGUCUGUCCACUGAUGAAGAAGAUCAGCCCAAACCAUCAACACCAGCCUGCCCUUCUCUUCCCCUGACACCAACAUGCACCAAAACCCCACCUUCUUUAGCCAAUGCUCUUGUCCAUUACGUUACAACGAACAUCACCCCACAACAAACCCUCAAAGAAAUCUCGGUCACAUUAAGGGUCCUGGAGAAAAAGUCACCUUGCAAUUUCCUAGUCUUUGGUCUUGGUCAUGACAGUCUAAUGUGGACAUCUCUAAAUCAUGGUGGCCGAACUGUUUUCCUGGAAGAAGACAAGGCUUGGAUUGAGCAAAUCACAGAGAAACUGCCCUCUUUAGAGGCCUACCAUGUGACGUACGACACCAGAGUGCAUCAGGCAGAUGGGCUCAUGGAGACAGGAAUGGGAGAUGAAUGCAAAGUUGUAAGCGACCCCAGAUUCUCCAAGUGCCAGCUUUCUCUUAAAGGGUUCCCUAGUGAUAUUUAUGACAUGGAAUGGGACUUGAUCAUGGUGGAUGCACCCACUGGGUAUCAUGACGAGGCACCAGGGAGGAUGACUGCAAUCUACACGGCUGGAUUGAUGGCUAGGAACAGAGAGAAUGGAGAGACUGAUGUGUUUGUGCAUGAUGUUGAUAGAGUUGUGGAGGAUAAAUUCUCCAAGGCUUUUCUUUGUGAAGGAUACUUGACUGAGCAGGAAGGGAGGUUAAGGCAUUUCAUCAUUCCUAGUCAUAGAACUCGUUCGGGCAGACCUUUUUGUCCUUAGAGUUCCUCAUCUCUCUUUUCUGCUUAGAUUUGUUGUUAUUGUUUCUCCUGAUCUUGUGUCUUGUCAUAUAAAAUAUAAAUUUCUGGGCAAAGGGUUUUUUCUUUUCAUAUAUGUAUUUUAUAUUGUUCCCAAUUAAUUAAUUUCUCUUCCCUCGGAUUCUCUUUUAA
Populus trichocarpa (black cottonwood) is the source of this 1307-nucleotide messenger RNA. Its product is annotated as glucuronoxylan 4-O-methyltransferase 3. Gene Ontology annotation, molecular function: glucuronoxylan 4-O-methyltransferase activity. Gene Ontology annotation, biological process: xylan biosynthetic process. NCBI's taxonomy places the organism in Eukaryota, Viridiplantae, Streptophyta, Magnoliopsida, Malpighiales, Salicaceae. The transcript has a single exon. The record is from RefSeq and is a predicted model, not a curated record. Bases 226 to 1140 code for a protein of 304 amino acids.